GCACUGGUGUAUCAAGGGGAAGACGAGACCACCAAUUCGUCUCCCCAGUGAUGGACUUCGACGACAUGAACAGCUUGCAAAUCGAGGAUUUAGGUCGGUUCCUCAGCGAGCACAUGGCAACAGAGCCCGGGGCGGAAGACUGGAAAGGAUUCUCGUUGGGGUACGCUGAUGAGGAGGGCUCCAGUCCGCAAGCGGUGUCGUCAAGUCGUCCAUCGACGACCCAAACACCAUUCCACAGCAGUCUCAUGUCCAGUAGCCUGCCGAACUCCCCGUUCCCCAGCGUAUUGCCACUACUCACUCGUCAAGCCCUUGAUUCCGCCAUGUCCGAGUUCAAUGACUUCAGCCUCGAAGAGAAAGCUGUCAAACCUCCUGCGGCCAUGCGUCCCACCAUCCAGGUUGCGUCGGAAAUAUCGCCGCCGCCGCCCGUCCAAUCAUGGACUCAACCACAAAAGCCAGUACUGCAGCACCCGCCGGUAGCCACAAUCCCACCACCAUCAUCCACGAGCACACCGUCGGGCAUGAAAAGGCCGUUUGGGGUUAUGCAGUCAUGCGACAGCUCUAGCUGUGGCACCAUCGGGGGUUCCAUCGAGGGCGGUGGAUUCGACGACGAAGACGACCGCGGGUACCGCAAAAAAUCACGGGAGAAAAUGCGAAGGCAAGAAGUCAAUAUCAAGUUUGACGAACUGACGAUGCUGCUGGGCAUGAACGACAAGGUGCGGAAAAGCGCGGUGCUGCAGGAAGCCAUCACGUCCAUCAAACUCCUGACACGAGAGCGCGACGAACUGCGCCUCGAUCGGGAUCGUAUGAAGCAAGAAGUGAGCAAGCUCGCGUCGUGCCUCCAGUUUUCGCACAUGGGGUCCAUGGUGGCGGCCAACGCCAUGGCUAUGACCCAGAUGCCCAACCCUGGGGGUGUACCUCCGACUGGCCCGACGGUACUUGGUCUCUUCAGCACGUCAUGAGUGAUGUGAUUGUUUGUGCUGUGGUGGUAGGGGGGGGGUCAUUUCCCUAUGCCCAAUGGCUUUGGCAUGAACUUCAAUCCAUACAUGCAAAGCGCUGUGCCCCAACACAUGAUGCCGUCGCCGCCGCUGCCUCAGUCGCUGUGUCCACCCAUUGCCCCCAAGAUCGAAACCAAACCCAAGUCCGGAUAACUUUAACCGUCGUGCGACAUCGACAUAGAUUUAUAAAGCCGACGGACGCCCACAGGCGAGUCGACACGUGCCAAUGACCUCGGUCGACCGGCCACAUGGAAAGCACACGAGUCGGGGUGACAACACAUAUAAAAGUCACGGGAACGAUUGAAUAUAACGAACUGAGCUCGAUAUCACC
Molecule: messenger RNA, 1326 nt
Organism: Aphanomyces astaci
Lineage: Eukaryota; Oomycota; Saprolegniomycetes; Saprolegniales; Verrucalvaceae
Exons: 4
Coding region: 51-959 (302 amino acids)
Molecular function (GO): protein dimerization activity
Source: RefSeq, a predicted model, not a curated record